AUGAGUUCGCCCGCGCAGGCUGGACCGUCGGUCCCCAAGGAGAAGGAGAAGAAGGGCAUGGGCAAGAUGGUCUCCCGGGUCAAGACGAUAUUGAAGAGGGCCGAGAAGCGCAUGUCAAUCUCUGGUCCUCCCAGAGACACCGAGGCCACUAGCUCCUCCGCCGCGGCUGUCAAGACCAGUGAGCCAACACCGGCUCCGGCUCCGGCUCCGGUCGCCAAGACCACCAGGAAGGGCAAGGAGCUCGAGAUUGGAGCGACCAAGGUGCCUCGCAUGCAACUGCACGAGGAGCGUGCUCGCAAGCUAGGCGAGAGGUUCGGGCUGGAGAUCAAGCCGAGCGAGUGGCACUCGACCGAAGGCGAUGCUCUGCGGGUCGAGAAGCCCAUCCGCAUGCGCGUCCACCGCAUCUGCCAUGAGUGCAAGACGACCUUUGGCACUGCCAAGGAGUGCCCCAAGUGCAAGCACCCGCGCUGCAAGGACUGCCAGCGCUAUCCUCCCAAGCGCACCGAAGCCGAGAAGAUUGCCAGCCGUGAGCGUCGGGCUCAGAUCCUCAAGGAGAGGGCCGAGAAUGCGCCCAUCAUCCCUGAUUGGGAUACCACGGAAAAGAAGAUCGAGCUCAGGAGGCCCGGCAAGCACGGCGGUCCCGACCUGGUCCUCCGGAAGCCUCGCCAGAGAAUCCGCAGAACGUGCCACGAAUGCCAGUCGCUCUUCGCCUCUGGUAACAAGAGCUGCACCAACUGCGGCCACGUCCGCUGCACCGACUGCCCUCGCGAUCCUGCAAAGAAGGACAAGUAUCCUUAUGGAUAUCCUGGCGACGAGUUUGGUCCCAAUUCGAUCCCUCACCACAAGUGCCACCAAUGCAAGACCAAAUUCCCGCCCAGCUCUGCCGACGGGACCGUGUGCACCAAGUGCUCGCAUGAGAAAUGCGCGGACUGUCCCCGCCUGAAGCCUCAGAGGGUCGAGCCUGAGCCCGAUCCGGCCAUUCUCAAGAGUGUUGAAGAGAAGAUCGCGCAGAUGAGAAUCUCCACGUAA
Molecule: messenger RNA, 1029 nt
Organism: Thyridium curvatum
Lineage: Eukaryota; Fungi; Ascomycota; Sordariomycetes; Thyridiales; Thyridiaceae
Exons: 3
Coding region: 1-1029 (342 amino acids)
Source: RefSeq, a predicted model, not a curated record